AUUGUUGUUGGAAUGGCUUUGGAGUACAUGUCUGGUGCAACGAUCACCAACACGCUAUUACAACGACGGACAAUUUUGUGAAUCUUACUUGCGCGAACGAACAUAUUAUCCGAAUGCAAAUAGAUAAAGGCAUUGAUAAAAUCGAGUUUCAAAUCCAAUCCGAAUCCAACCUUGCGAUGUUACAGAUUCGUGCAAGAACUCAAGUUAUUAUACGUGAUAAAAAUCAUUCGUCUCCCCCUCCACCAUACUGUGAACAAAUGUCUAUUUUAUGUGUUACACGUGAUUUAGAUGCUUUCAAGGAAUUUAUGAGUCAUUUUAAAAAUUCGGAAAAUAGUGUCGCGAAAAAGCCAAUGGAUGACGAGAAAUUUAAAAGUUUAAUUGAAAAAUAUUUUGACUCUGAUUUGAACGUGCUUCCACCUGGAAUGAUUAAAAAUCCGCUGUUGAAAGCACAAUUGUUGAGUCGAAAUACAUCUCCGCAAAUUUCUAGAUAUGGAAAGGGAAAGGAAAUAUGUAGAAAUACCUCAAUAUCAUCUUCAAUAUCAUCAUCAAUAUCAUCUUCAACAUCUCCUUCAACCAGUUCAACAAACGCUACUUCACCGCCUUCAAGUACGAAUUCAAAUUACUUAAGUAAUUCAACGGAUGAUGAAGUUAUCGUUGUGAAAAGAAGAAACAGUUUAAAUCGUAAGAGAUCUGGUUCAUCGGAUUUGACAAACGGGACCGAAGUGGAUCGUGAGCCGAAUACUGAUUUUUCCGCAAGAUUCAAUGGAAAUCGUCUUAGGAAAAAAUAUAAAUCUUCAACAGACAUUGUGACGUAUUCAAGCCGUAGGUCUAGUUAUAAUUCCAAAUCAUCAAAAACUUUCGAUGACGAGUUUAUAAUUUCUCCAAGCAAAAGGCGUAGUAGUUUAAUUUCAACUCAAACUCGUCAAAGGAUGGACUCGUCUUUGGAUCAGGUGGAACGUUUUAGGAGGAGAUUUAGGUCCUCAACUAAUUUGAGUAAUAGUAAAGAAGUAUCUCCUACAUGUAUACAAGAAAGUGCCAGUACAUCGUCAAAGUACGGGGAUCCUGAUGUAGUAGUACUUGACAGCCCUGAUAGAGGAUCAAGAGCUCCAUCUGAAAUUUUUACAUCAGAAUCUGUGUCUGGUGUUUCACAGAGCCUUAUUAGACGAGACCCAAACAGCAAGUUAUUUGAUUACUCUUGUACUGGUUAUUCAUCAAUUCUAAUUACAGGAUCGGAUUACAAUCGUUUAGUAGACAUGGACGAAUUGAAUGACAAUCUCAUCGUAUUUUAUAUGAGAUACGUUCUGAAUCAGCUUCGUGAACGCGAUGAAGCUAGCGCGAAGAAGUAUUAUUUAUUCGAUUCAUACUUUUAUAAAAAAUUGUCUGACCUUCGCGAUGAAAGGUAA
This is a messenger RNA of Racocetra persica, 1403 nucleotides long. The record is from the annotation of a GenBank genome assembly. Lineage: Eukaryota; Fungi; Glomeromycota; Glomeromycetes; Diversisporales; Gigasporaceae.